AAAGGCGACGUUCAGGAGCUAAAAACUUGCAUUUCAUGGCAUGGAGGACCCAGCGGGCUGCAGCAGCCCUCUGAUCUGUGAGAGGUUUCAUGGUGGGUGAGGAGCAGAUCAUGGUCUGAACCCAGUUAUCAUCGAGCCGAAGAAAAAAAGCCUCGUCUAGCUGCUCUAGUACUGUCCUCUUUUUCUCCCCUCCUUCUCUGUCUUCUUUUCCUUUCCCUCGGUGAAAUCUGACACAGCAUUUGCGUGUUUCUCUCUAGUUUGGAUGUCAGAUAGAGGCUGACUGUACUUCAUGUUUUGCAGUCAAACAGUAUCAAAAGAGAGGAAACAAAGCUAAUUCUGCAGCGAUUCAGAUGCCUUCAACUUUGGGCGAGAGGGACAACCCCUAAACCCUGUUUUUACACGAGGGACCGACACACACACAUCUCCGUCAUCUUCCUCUUCAUGAGCAGGACGCGUCUCGUCUAAAGGUGAUCACAGAACCGACGGGGACCAUGGCAGCUACUUUAUCGGUGGAGGAAGAACAGGCUACCAGGCAGUUUCUGGAGGAAAUCAACAAGUGGACCAGUCAGCAUGGGGUGUCACCACUGUCCAGGGAAUUGGCCGUCAAGUUCCUCAUGGCUCGCAAGUUUGACGUCCUCCGAGCCAUCGAGCUUUUCCACAGCUACAGGGAAACGCGUCUGAAAGAAGGAAUCGUCAGACUUCAGCCACAGGAGGAACCUCUGCGGUCGGAGCUACUCAGUGGAAAGUUCACAGUGUUGAGUGUUCGGGACCCCUCAGGGGCCUCCAUCGCCCUGUAUACAGCCAAGCUUCACCACCCAAACAAGACGGGAAACCAUGUGGUGCUUCAGGCCCUCUUCUACCUCCUGGACCGGGCUGUGGAAAGCUUUGAGACCCAGAGGAAUGGCUUGGUGUUCAUCUAUGACAUGGCUGGAUCCAACUACACAAACUUUGAGCUGGACCUGAGCAAGAAGAUCCUCAACUUACUGAAGGGGGCGUUCCCAGCCAGGCUGAAGAAAGUCUUGAUUGUUGGGGCCCCUGUGUGGUUUCGAGUGCCCUACAAUCUACUCAGCCUGCUUCUCAAGGAGAAACUCAGAGAGAGGGUUCAGAUGGUGAAAAUGGCCGAACUGCGCCAACACCUCCCCAGGGACUGUCUCCCCCAGCACCUCGGUGGUCUGCUGCCUCUUGAGUCAUACAGCUGGAACCAGCAGCUGCUGGCGGGUCAGAACGGCAGAGUCGACCCCGUGGACGAACUGGUGGGCAUUCCUAUCGAAGAUGCUUCAAUCCACGUCCCGGGACCUGAGUCCAUGCGCCCACAGGAGCUGCUGGUACACCUCGGGAGGCUGCAGCGCUCAGGCAUCCAUCAAGAGUAUGAAGAGCUCCGUAAAGAGCCUCCACCCGGAACCUUUCACUGUGCACAAUCUGUCUACAAUCAGGAGAGGAAUCGCUAUGGAGAUGUGCUGUGCCUUGAUCAAACAAGAGUUCGAUUGAAACCCAGAAGAAACGAGAGAUCUGACUACAUCAACGCGAGCUUCAUGGACGGCUACAGACAGAGAAGCGCAUACAUCGGCACCCAAGGACCAUUAGAGAAAACCUACAGUGAUUUCUGGAGAAUGGUCUGGGAACAAAAUGUGCUUGUUGUCGUCAUGACAACCAGGACGGACGAGGGCAGUCGGAGGAAGUGUGGACAGUACUGGCCUCUGGAGGAGGGAGGACAGGAGGUGUAUGGCCACAUGGCAGUGGUUAACCAGAGAGUGGACCAUCACACCCACUACAACCACACCACCCUUGAACUGCACAACACUGAGACAUGUGAACAGAGACAAGUGAGUCAUUUCCAGUACCUCAGCUGGCCUGACUACGGGGUUCCCACCUCAGCAGUGACUCUCAUCGACUUCCUGGGAGCCGUAAAGCGACAACAAAGAAAAAUGGUGAAGGCUUUAGGACUUCAGUGGACGGGCCACCCUCUAGGACCUCCGAUGGUGGUCCACUGCAGUGCAGGGAUUGGGAGAACAGGUACCUUCUGUGCCCUGGACAUCUGUCUGUCCCAGCUCGCAGAUGUAGGCUCUCUAAACGUAUGCCAGACAGUGCGGCGUAUGAGAACACAGAGGGCCUUCAGCAUUCAAACCCCGGACCAGUACUACUUCUGCUACAAUGCCAUUUUGGAGCACGCUCAAAGGCAGGGUCUGCUCCCAUCCAAUCAGUGAGGUUAAGCCCAAACCCAAUCUAGAAAUCUGCAGUCAUUCUGUAAUUCCCAUGAUGUGUUGUGUGACCAAUAAGUGCACCCAGUAAAGUUCACUUCUUCACA
Cheilinus undulatus (humphead wrasse) is the source of this 2305-nucleotide messenger RNA. RefSeq names its product protein tyrosine phosphatase non-receptor type 9a (gene ptpn9a). Gene Ontology annotation, biological process: protein dephosphorylation. The transcript is spliced from 13 exons. The record is from RefSeq and is a predicted model, not a curated record. The coding region runs from base 492 to 2204 and encodes 570 amino acids. Gene Ontology annotation, molecular function: protein tyrosine phosphatase activity. NCBI's taxonomy places the organism in Eukaryota, Metazoa, Chordata, Actinopteri, Labriformes, Labridae.